Molecule: messenger RNA, 2547 nt
Organism: Phaeoacremonium minimum UCRPA7
Lineage: Eukaryota; Fungi; Ascomycota; Sordariomycetes; Togniniales; Togniniaceae
Product: putative palb protein
Exons: 5
Coding region: 1-2547 (848 amino acids)
Biological process (GO): proteolysis
Molecular function (GO): calcium-dependent cysteine-type endopeptidase activity
Source: RefSeq, a predicted model, not a curated record
AUGGAAGCACAGGCUCGAGAACAUGAAGCCAAGAUAGCUCGCUCGACUGGCAAAGAAGCCCUCAGUCACGCCAUCGCAGCAGCAGAGUACUAUAUGAAGGCUGUCCGCGAGGCUCCCAAUGCCGCUGAGAAGGCCAGACUGAAGCGCAAAUGUGAGGAGCUGCUUACACGCGCUGAGCGCCUCAAAGCUCCCCCGGCGCCAGCUCCAGUCCGGUCAAAAUGGCCUCGACAGAGCCGCCAGCUACCCGCGGGGGAAAAGGCAAUCCUGCUGCGAUCGUCUCGAUUACAUGGGAGCGUAUUCCCGCCCUGGGACGCUGAACCGGAUGCAAAUGCCUUUCGCAAAUCAUCGCCGCAGGAACCCCUUUACAGGGGUGGCGGUGGCGAUGAGGUUCCUGACAGUAUGAUGAUCGCUCAAGCUGAAAGCGACCUCGUUCAGGACAUCACCACGGAUUGUUCAGUGGUUGCCAGUUUGUGUGCUGCUAUGCCCCAUUUUCGCCGGACGAAAGACUCUAUGCUCUCGGCUCUCAUGUAUCCAUUCGACAAUAAUACUUUUGCGCCCGUCACUUCACAAAAUGGCAAGUAUAUAUUCCGCCUACACUUCAACGGCUGUUUCCGCCAGGUCGUCAUCGAUGAUCGCCUGCCGGCCUCAAAGACGUCUAGGACACUCUUCGUUGUCGACCGGAAGAACCCACAUUUAAUAUGGCCGGCACUACUGGAGAAAGCCUAUCUGAAAGUUCGAGGGGGUUAUGACUUUCCUGGGAGCAAUUCAGGGACGGAUCUUUGGGUACUCACAGGAUGGAUACCGGAACAGGUCUUUCUUCAGAGUGAUGAUAUCGAGGUUGACCAGAUCUGGAAGCGGAUAAAGAACUCUUACGAUUACAGCGAUGUCGUAGUUACUCUUGGAACUGGGCGCCUUUCUCCCGAAGAGGAAGAUGCUCUUGGGCUAGCUGGCGAGCACGAUUACGCCGUGCUAGACAUGAAAGUCGACGAGAAAUCUGGUAACCGCCGGUUGCUACUGAAGAAUCCAUGGUGUGAUGGUCUGGUCUGGAAAGGGGUCGGGUCGUCCGCCACCAUUGACGUUGCCGCCUAUCCACCCAGCUCAUCGUCCAGAUCCGACAGAACAGAUUCGACGACAGACCUGACGGGCGCGUUUUGGAUCACAUUUGAAGACGUUAUUCAAAACUUUGAAUCUCUAUACCUCAACUGGAACCCCAGUCUCUUCACAGAUCGGCAGGACCAUCACUUCACAUGGACGAUCCCCUCGCCAGCAAUGGCGCUCUCCUUUGCACACAAUCCCCAGUACAGCUUUUCAGCAUCAUCCUCCGGGGCUGUUUGGAUUCUCCUCUCUCGUCACUUUCAGGAUGGGGAGCUAGCCAUAGCUCGCAACCGUACCGCCAACGAAUAUGGUGACUCUAAAGACGGAAGCCUCGCCGCUGUGUCCAAUUCCCUGGGCUUCAUGAGCCUCUACCUCUUCAACACGACCGCCGGCCAGCGCGUGCAGCUGCCCGACCGGGCCCUUCACCGCGGGGCCUACGUAGACUCGCCUCAGACCCUGAUGCGGAUCGACGCCGAAGCCGGAGUCAAAUACACCGUCGCCAUAGCACAGCAGGAUCUCCCGUUGCCGAAAUACUCCUUCACACUGUCAUUCUUCUCCCGUUGCCCGCUCGACGUGGCCCAGGCAGCGCCAGCACACCAACACUACGAAGAGCUCGAAGGAUACUGGACACGCCGCACAGCUGGCGGCAACGCUGCCACCGCCACCUUUCUGCACAACCCGCAGUUCAGCAUUACCGUGCCACGCCCCACGUCUGUCUCCCUAUUGCUGUGCGCUGACGGUGCCGACAUCCCCGUACACGUGGAUCUCGUCUGGGCAGGCGGGGAGCGCGUGAUGGCCCUCUCGACCAGGGACAUCGUCGCCUCGUCCGGCGAGUACCGGCGCGGCUGCGCGCUGGCCGAGACCAAGGCCCCAUCGGCCGUGGUUGAUGCCGGGACCUACACCGCUGUUGUCUCAACCUUUGAGCCGGGCCAGCACGCCCGCUUCACCCUGCGCGUGGGCUCCGACGUACCCCUGACCAUCAGGCCAGUGCUCUCCGACGCGGCCGGCCGCCUCCGCACAGAGCUCGCCCCCGUCGUGUCCUUCCAAGGGGACGAGGUUCAUGCCAGCGAAGGCGACACGGUGCAACGCGCCCGCGUGGCGGUCAGCCGCCUCACGCGUGCAAGCCUCGUCGCCCGCAGCGGUAGCCUCUCCGGGGCCGGCGGGGGACUGCCAGCGGUGCCGAGCAGCCUGCGGGUGUCCAUCGAGGGUGGCAGCGGCCCGCACCGGACGACGUUGGCCGUCAGCGGGGAUGGCGAGUUUGCCGAUGGCACGAUGGGGGUGCGCACGCCGGAGGUAGAUCUAGACCCGGAUAUGGUCCGGGGGCCAGGUGGUGGCGUUUGGGUUGUCGUCGAGCAAAUGGGUAGUCGGGCUGCGGACCAGGGAAUCCAGGUCGACAUUCUCAGCGACGGCCAGGUCAGUGUAGGACGCUGGGAGACUGUCGAGCGGUACUAG